AUGUUGGUGGACAUGUUCACUUACAGUCUUCUUUCUCUUCUCUACACACAGGUGAGUACAAAAUGCCGUGGCUUGUGGUGGGAAUGUGUCACAAACGUUUUUGAUGGGAUCCAAACUUGCGAUGAGUAUGACUCCAUCUUCGCCGAGCACCCUGUGAAGCUGGUGCUGACUCGAGCCAUGAUGAUCACAGCCGAUAUCCUGGCAGGAUUUGGAUUUCUCUUCCUUGUCCUGGGACUGGACUGUGUGAAAUUCCUUCCUGAUGAGCCGCUCAUCAAGCUGCGCAUCUGCCUGGUGUCUGGAGUUAUGUUGCUCAUUGCAGGUCUCCCAGGCAUUACCGGCUCGGUGUGGUACGCUGUUGAUGUCUACGUGGAGCGCUCCUCUCUGGUCUUCCACAACGUGUUUCUGGGCAUCCAGUACAAGUUUGGCUGGUCGUGCUGGCUUGGCAUGGCAGGGUCACUUGGCUGUUUCUUAUCCGGGGCCCUGCUCACCUGCUGCAUGUACCUCUUCAGAGAGACCAACUCUGGAAGACUCCACUCUGCUUACUCCUUGAGGAAAGGCUAUUCUUCAGCUGGGACAAUCGUAACAAACGUGCAUUUACCAUCCUCUCAAACAGCUACUGCCAAAAUGUAUGCAGUGGACACAAGAGUGUGAGAGGAAGGUGAGUGCUCCAGAAAGAGCUCAACUUCUAUCUGUAGUGGAUUGCACAGAGACCCAAUCUCCUGUGGUUGUGAUACAGAUACAAAGUUAAAUUUCAAGGAUGUACGGUAUGCCAAAAUGUUUGCACUAUGAGAGCUUAAAAAACCUCCUUCCUUCUAGAAAAUGAUCUCUGAGGAGAUCUUGCUUCAGGAAUUCCUGUUGUCUUUAGUGCUGAAGGCCACUUGCAUAAGCACAGACUGAAAUAACCCACACAAACUCUUUCAUCAUCUGGCUUAACACUAUUGGCACAAGUUGAGAUAAUUCAGCAUGAAGAUCCCCAGCCUCUAAGAUGGAUCUGUUUUGUGUCUGGCAAUGUGUCGACAGAACAUACAAAGCAGAAAACACGGGUGAAGAGAGGGACUGAUCGUCUGGCCAACAUCUGGACCCUGUGCACCCGGGAUGGGAGGCUGCUCCUCUUAAAGGCAGCUGGAGAGUUCAGCAGAAGAUAAAGAGCUGUGUUAAAUGCCUGGCCCUUUCUUUGGA
Tyto alba (common barn owl) is the source of this 1179-nucleotide messenger RNA. RefSeq names its product claudin 16 (gene CLDN16). The transcript is spliced from 4 exons. Gene Ontology annotation, biological process: bicellular tight junction assembly; cell adhesion. Bases 1 to 651 code for a protein of 216 amino acids. Gene Ontology annotation, cellular component: plasma membrane; bicellular tight junction. NCBI's taxonomy places the organism in Eukaryota, Metazoa, Chordata, Aves, Strigiformes, Tytonidae. The record is from RefSeq and is a predicted model, not a curated record. Gene Ontology annotation, molecular function: structural molecule activity.